CAGAGACUCUCAGAGUUAGAGAUUCAGGGUCUGAGGAUCUUUCUGUUGUAUGGUCUUGUCAUUAACGGAAAGCAGCGAGAGUGGAAGGUUGUGGAGCUCUUCUCAUCUUUGUGCAUGCCGUGCCGGAUUCAGUGAUGAGAGGGUCCCAACAACAGUGAGACCCACAGCACUCAUGCUUUCUCUCUCCCCUCCACUUCAACCUCUAUAAACUACACUCACUGCUCUCCUUUGGAUUAUUGUUUUUUUUAUAUGGUAACAAUCAUGUGGAGGAUUGAAAUAAGAAUCUGCUCGGAGGAUUAACUUUGCAACUUUUUCUUGAUGGACGUUCUGCAAUUUUCUUCAGCUUGAAUAAUGACUUUGUGCUGGAGUAGAAGCAUCUGGUUUCCAGUGGUGUUUGGCGCUGUGCUGGUUGCUCUUACUGCUGCUAAUGCUGGACCAAAACAGGACAGGAGGCCGGCUGGAUCGUCAUCAUGCUUCGGAGGCUUUGAUCUCUACUUUGUUUUGGACAAAUCUGGGAGUGUGCAGAAUCACUGGACAGAAAUCUACAACUUUGUUGAACAUCUAGCUCAUAAAUUCAUAAGUCCACAGCUGCGGAUGUCCUUCAUUGUGUUCUCCACCGAGGGAAGGAUCUUAAUGAGCCUGACAGAAGACAGGGAACGCAUUCGUAAAGGUCUGGAGGAGCUCUACAGGGUUCUUCCAGGGGGGGACACCUUCAUGCAUGAGGGCAUCCUGAGGGCCAGUGAGCAGAUAUACUAUGGAAACACUGAAGGUUAUCGCACCGCCAGUGUUAUCAUAGCUCUGACGGAUGGUGAGCUGCACGAGGAUCUUUUCUACUACGCUGAGAGAGAGGCCAACCGCUCCAGAAGUCUGGGUGCCUCUGUUUACUGUGUGGGGGUGAAGGACUUCAAUGAGACACAGCUGGCAAAUAUAGCUGAUAGUAAGGACCAUGUCUUCCCAGUAAACGAUGGAUUUGAGGCCUUGCAAGGGGUCAUCGACUCGAUCCUGAAGAAGUCCUGUAUCGAGAUCCUGGCGGCAGAGCCCUCUAGUAUCUGUGCAGGAGAGUCCUUCCAAGUGGUGGUGAGAGGAAAUGGAUUCCUCCACGCCCGCAGCGUCGAUAAGGUCCUGUGCAGCUUCCGCAUCAACGACACCCUCACUAAGAUGGUUAAGCCUUUGAUUGUUGAAGAUACAUAUCUUCUCUGCCCUGCACCAGUACUUCAAGAGGAGGGGAUGGCAGCAAACCUUUAUGUCAGUAUGAAUGAAGGUCUCAGUUUCAUCUCCAGUUCAGUUACCAUUUCCACUGUGGGCUGUUCUGAUGGGACCAUCCUGGCCAUAGCUCUGCUCAUCCUGAUGCUGCUCCUGGUCUUGGCUCUCCUCUGGUGGUUCUGGCCUCUCUGCUGCACUGUGAUCAUCCAUGAACCCCCACCACCAGCUCUGGAGGAGAGUUCGGAUGAUGAAGACUUUGAAGGCCCUAAGAAGAAAUGGCCGACUGUAGACGCCUCCUACUACGGAGGAAGAGGAGUUGGAGGAAUCAAAAGGAUGGAGGUCCGCUGGGGUGAGAAAGGCUCCACCGAAGAAGGAGCAAAGCUGGAAAAGGCCAAAAAUGCCAAAGUGAAGAUGCCUGAACAGGACUAUGUGGAGGCCCCCACACGCAUUCUCAACAACGGCAUGCACAAACCCUCGGGGUCACGCAAGUGGUACUCACCCAUCAAGAGCAAACUGGAUGCAUUGUGGGUACUUUUAAGAAAAGGCUACGACCGUGUGUCUGUAAUGAGACCUCAUCCAGGUGACAAGGGCAGAUGCAUGAACUUCACCCGCAUAAAGUCUCCCUCUCCUCAUUACCCACACUACAACCAUCACUCAUCUCCCAUCUACAACCCUCCCAGCAGGACUCCACCUCCACCGCAGGGCACCCUCCCCCCUCCCCCAAGCAGCCCUCCAUCAUCUCCAACGUUCUCCUCCCCCACCCUUCCACUACUGCCUCCAACACCUCCUUCCACCUCCACCACUCCUCCCAUUUCACCUCCCCCUUACACGCCACCUCCCACCCGGGCUCUUCCUCCGACCACCCUGCAGAUACCUGACCCUCCGGUGCUCCCACCCACCCCUCCACCCUCUGCCUCCCCGACUAGUUCCCUGCCUCCUCUUCCACAGGGACCUCCUGCGGGGCGAGCCCCUCCACCUGCCCGCCCACCACCUCGCCCUGGCCCGUAGAGCUCCGGGAGCAGACGGGAGAGAGUUUAACAGAAUUUAAAAGGCAACCCAGAGUCCCACCAACGAUCAGCACAUGACCAUCCUUGAUUGUACCUGCGAGUGCCUUGUGCCACACUCAGUGGGCUGUGGUCUUUCUGCCUUGUGAAGUGGACCAGUGAGGACUUGUUUUCCGCUAUUUGUCUACUGUGACUUUUGUACACAUUUAGCCCAACAGUGCAAUUGCUCGGAUACUUGAAUUACACCAACAUUCCCUACAAAUGAGGUCAUGCAGGCCGGCUCUAAAUUAUUUUCCUCCUUGGUCCUCAGAGCUGCUUCAGGCCCUGUGGUCACUUCCAUGAAUACGCAAGAUUAGACGAAUCCUCAACAGCUUGAACUAAUGCCUCUUCUCAAGGAGCACAGUCACGUUCAAAAUGAUCGAGACACUAAAAUAUGUGCCUGUGUUACAUUUCCAGAAAAGAGAUAAAAGACUCAUGUUGCAAAUGUUCCACAAACAACAGAUUUAGGAUGAUUUAGAAGAAUCUGAAAAUCCCAAUUUUUGUAUUCUUGAAUGUUGAGCAAUUGCAUGCAAGUGUUUGACUUUUUGUAACAUUUCUACCUUGUUUUAUACAACAUAAAUGCAUUUUGUACUUACCACAUUUUCCAUUUUUGAGGUUAAAAAAACCCAGUAAUUGCUGAUAAACACAUAUACACUAAGCGUAUUGACACAGCAAUGCAACAUACGUAUCUGAACUUGUUCUUGCAACUUUUGUCUUGAGUGCCAUAUUAACCGGCUUUAUGAGAGUCACAGCUGGCCUAAUCUUUGUGCACAUCAGAGUAGACAUGUUUUUUAUGCCCUAUUACUAUAACUGACCUGACCAAGAUGACUGAAAUCACAGCAUAUGCUAUGUCUGUCAAUAUGUGUACGAAAAUAUGUCAGUCAGGGAAAAGCUUUGCACAUCGUCUUGCUCAUCCACCUGCUCAUCCACCCACGGCCUCUAGCAAAAGGGUUUUAUGUAAAUAAUCAUUUUGAUAUAACCAUGUGUGUUCAGAUAUCUGGGAGUGUGUGUCAAAAAGAAAGAGACUAUUCGUGACAGCCUGUUUAAUCAACUUAAACAAAAUGAUCUGGCUUCUUUUGCACAUGGUGCUUCCAGUUCCUCAAAGCAUGGGAGAUAACAAAAGCAUGCUGUUUCAUGGGUCAUAUACAGUUCAGUAUAUGGAAUUUAAGGUUAAUAUGAAGCCGUUCCUUGAUGGUGACGGUCUCAGCAGAUUGCAAGCUCAUCUUUCACUCCGAGAGUCUUAUAUAAAUGUCAUGGCAAAACUGAAAAGCCCGAAUGUAACUUUCCACCAAUACAGUAGAGCAUGUACACACCUUUGUUGGUUUCAUUCAAAAUGAAAGUAAACAAUCAAAAUGUAUUGAAUAGGAUUUUUAUUUUAUUUGUCUUCAUGUAUUGUUCUUCAAAUGCAAUUACUGACCAGUAAACCAGCCUGAUUUACUUCUUGACAAUGUGAUAACAGCCACAGUGCUCUCUAACAGUGCUCCUCCUUUUCAAAACUAACGAAUGUCUCCCACAUUCCAUUUAUCCUUCAGAUAAGAUAUCGCAAUAUUCUGUAACACUUAUUGCAAUUUUUAAUUCCAUUUUCUUUUAUUUCACAAUAAGUUAGACGGUUGAAAUUGCCACUGGGAUCACCAGGUUCACACAGUGGUUAUUUGCAAAAAGCACAGAGCACCUCCCUGUGAUAGAAAAAAAAGAAGAAAAGGAUAUGCAAAGCAUGGCCAACUAAUCCCAGAUGUUCAUAUGUUGCAUUAUGUCACAUGCACGAAUGGAGUGAGCUAUCUAGGAAAAUAUUAGACACCAUCUAAUCCUCAGGAAAUGUGGACAGGCUGCAGGAAAGGUGUCCUGGUGCUAAUAAUUUGGGGACAGACAAUGGACAAGUGACUUAACAUUUAAGGUUGACAGCAUGCAGGGACAUUUUUAUAUUGGGCUGUUUUCAGUUAAUUUUUCUUAUUGCACAAACUAAAUGCAAGAUGUCAUCGAGUCUGUUGCCAGCUUUUGUUUGCACUCUAUCUUAAGAAUUACUGCACAGAUGUCUAAAAUAUACUAUACAAACAUUACAUCACAGAUUAUAACUAUUGCACAGACAUAUGAUAAAAACCCAACAACAGUCCUUGGCGUUAUGUUGGGCGCAGUCUCCUUUUGUACAUUUUUUAGGAAGAAUUUGGUUUCUGUUAUAUGUUAAAAUCAGAGAUAAAUCCGAGACCUUAAUUUGCAACUGACAGUUUGUUGAACAGUUUUUUCUCCAGAAUUUGACUGCACCAUAAGUGAGGCCAGCUUUGCGUUAAACCAACAUUCACUAGUGUCUGGCCUACAGUCGGCCUGCAUGCUAGAAUAGAUUAUAAAAAAAACAACUCAUGUGUUCACUGAUAGUCAGGAAUCAAACUGAACUCCACCUGCUUAUCCAUUUCUAAAUAUGCAUCGAAAGGAGAGAGGCAUUAUUGCAGAUUCAAGCUUUCAAUUUAACUUUAAACCAUCAACAGGAGCAGGCAGGAUUUUUUUUUGUAUUAAAAGUAAAACAAAAAAGUAUGCAAUUUGGAAUGCAGCUAACAUCUAAUAAAUACCAGGUGUAUGACCAGCUGAUUGCUCAGUUGCAUUAAUUAGCCUACACUUCUUGUUGUAGGUCUACUAGAAAAAAAAUGGAGAGCAAAUCCUAAAAAGUGGUCCGUCAAAGGGAGGAAGAAACAUAACACAUUUGGUCCUCCCAUAGGCUGUUUUCAGAGCUGACAUUUGAGCUCGUCAUAGGAUGAAAAGCGCAGGCGUAAUCACACCAACAGUGGCUUUGAUCCACUUCAGGGUCACAGUUUUGUAACACGACAAUGGAGCCAUAUUUGGCGCUAUUCGUUACAAGUAAAACAAUUAAAACAAAAACAAUAUUCAAGCCAUGUCUCAACUAAUUAAGGUCACAGUGGUGAAAACACAUGCUACUAGUUAAGCAAUCACUCAGACACCAUAAAGCAGCUGUGCCGUGUCUGGACAUGCAGGUGAAGGACUUGACUGCAGCACAAAGCGCGUUACCUGAACUGCUACAGAUGACGCUUACUCUCGAUGCAAGACUACCCACAAAACUCCUUGUGAUUGGAGCAUGGAGGCUGUAUUUGCUCAGAGCUGUGGCUAUCUUCAGCAGUUACUCUGUUGCUGCACUUGAAGCCAUUGUUGUAGUUAGUCAGUGCAAUGAAAUCCUUCUGAGAAUUGCACUUGGUUUCACCAAGAGUAUAGCUUUUUACCUUUCAACCAUGCUGAGGCUCAAUGCAAUCCUCAGGCUCACGCUGGCAGGUGUGCUCUUCUCACGAGAGGGACCGGACCAACGUCGACACCCAAACGGCUCCACCUGUGCUUCAUCAGAGGCCUUCAGAAACAGCAGCUCCUCUCCUUUGUGCUUUGGAGGAAGAACUGUGAGGUGGCUGAUGUCAGCGCUGCACGCCGUGUCUGCACUCUGCCGCCGUUCACGGUCUGUUAGCGUGACCAUCUUGGCCCCGUCAAGUUGGUGCAGUAGCUUCAGAAUCACCGUCUCCACCAUUAUGACUUUGAUUGGAUGCGUCAGACCACUGCUGUCCACCUUACAGACGGUGACCGGUUACGCUAUACAAGUACUUGGAGCCGUCGGGGAUCCGUCAUCACUAAUAAGCAGACCCUGAAUCUUUCGUGAAUCUGGACUCUUUUAAUACAAUGUACAUGAAACUAACCAGAAAUUACAUUUUUAACAUCGUUAAGUCUGUAGCUGGAUUUCUACUACCCGUUUUUAUUCUAAUGAAAUAAAAUGCGACAUAUUUGAUGAUCAUGCACAAUGUUUGGCCAACUGUCAAUAUUUCUGGAUUUGUGCAUGCACACCCUGAACUCCUCACCAAAUGAGCUCGGACAAUAAAAAGAAGUUAUAUGACACUUUAUUGCAUCAGCUCCACUAAUACACUGUACAGUGCCCCACUCAACAGUAACUCAACAGAGGUUGCUAGGAUUCAGUGCAGCGUCCUUUGUUUAUGCCUCCAAUCAAA
Messenger RNA from Anarrhichthys ocellatus (wolf-eel), 6235 nucleotides. RefSeq names its product ANTXR cell adhesion molecule 1a (gene antxr1a). Bases 352 to 2211 code for a protein of 619 amino acids. NCBI's taxonomy places the organism in Eukaryota, Metazoa, Chordata, Actinopteri, Perciformes, Anarhichadidae. The record is from RefSeq and is a predicted model, not a curated record. Gene Ontology annotation, molecular function: transmembrane signaling receptor activity. Gene Ontology annotation, cellular component: plasma membrane; cell surface. The transcript has 18 exons.